Messenger RNA from Aegilops tauschii subsp. strangulata, 3377 nucleotides. RefSeq lists its product as uncharacterized. NCBI's taxonomy places the organism in Eukaryota, Viridiplantae, Streptophyta, Magnoliopsida, Poales, Poaceae. The record is from RefSeq and is a predicted model, not a curated record.
ACUCGACUCGACUGGACUGGGCUGCGGAAGGGGCCUCCGCGUCGACGGCGGGGCACCCCUCGCGCACGCUCGCCAACUGCCCAAAAGGAGCAGCCUCCCUGCUCUAGAUCUGCAGCAGUCGCCGAAUCCUAUCCCACCCCACCUGCGGCAUCCCAUCCCUAAUUACCAACGUUAACUUUCCAACCUGUUUUGCGCUCCCUCUGCUGCUGCUGCUGCUUCCUGGCUUCCCUGGCUGGGUGCCAUGGGGUGCGGCCACUCCAAGCCGCCCCGUCGGGAUCAGGACGCGGCGGUCGCGCUCUGCCGCGACCGCUCCGCGCUGCUGGCCGAAGCCAUUCGCCACCGCUACGCGCUCGCCGACGCCCACCGCGCCUACGCCGCCUCGCUCAAGGCCGCCGGCGCCGCGCUGCACGACUUCAUCCUACUGCCGCGGCCGCCGCCCGAGCCCCCCGCGCUGCCGCUGCGCCUCCCCGAGCGCCGGAAGGGGGACCCGCUCCCCGCCGCCGACGCGCCCGACAACAAGGCCGAUGACGACGCCGGCCACAUAUGCUUCCACUCGGACGACGAAGGCGGCUCCGACGGCGCGCACAUCAGCUUCCCGUCGGACGACGACGACGACGACGAGGCCGACCCGCAUGUCCCCCGCCUCGAGCCCCUCCCGUCCGCGACACCGGCACCGCCACCGCCACCGCAGCAGGUGGCUCCGCCUUUCGUUUCCAGAUACGCUCCGCCGCUCUACAGCUACGUCCCCGGCCACGCGUAUGGGUACGGGCCCGACAUCGACGGCUAUGGACAUGGUUUCUUCAACAUCAGCUAUGCCCGCAGCCAGCCGCCGCCGCCGUCUGUGUCAUACGAGCACCGCACCCAAGCCACCAAUGCCACCGUCCAUUACUACCCGGGCAAUGGUGCCUCCGGCCCACCGCUGCCCGGACCCGGAUCUUACUACGGCAGCUAUCAGUACAGGUACCCCAACGACGGCGGCUUCCAUGAGACGGCAGCCUCCUCCGUCGAUGGGGCUGCGCCGUCGCCACCGCAGGUGUCAAGCUGGGACUUCUUUAACCCGUUUCAGUCAGUUGAAACUUACUACCAAGAGGAGCCGGCUGCCGUGGCGGCCCAUACCCCCAGGCGGACCUCCAAGGUCGCGCAGGAGGGGGGCGAAAUUCUGGAAUUGGAGAACGCGGAAGUGGAAGAAGAGGUCGUCAAGGAGGAAGCACGCACCAAUGGCAACCACGACAGUGAAGCCGACAGAGCUGGGCUCGCCAAGGACGAAGGGAGGAGCAGUGCCGGCGAGGAGCCGCACCGGGAGUCCAAGUCGUCGGAGGCAAGCAGCAUGGUUCAUCAUGUCCAUGUAGUGGAGAAGAGUGUGGUGGAAGAACAUUCAGAUGCCGCUGCGGUUCCCGGGAAGGCCUACAACGAUGACAUUGAGGUGGCACGGGAGAUCAGGUCGCAGUUCGAGCAUGCCGCAAACUCUGCAGCCAAUGUAUCCAAGGUGCUCGAGGUUGGGAAGAUGCCUUACCACCACAAGACCUCAGGACUGAAAGUAUCCUCAUCGAUGAUAAUCUGUGGCCGGCCUUCAGUCGGCGAGGAGUUCCUGCAGUUUGUGGAGGACAAAGCUACAGAACAUGGCAACCUUUCUUCGACAUUGCAGAAGCUCUACAUGUGGGAGGAGAAGCUUCUUGAAGAACUCAAGAGUGAGGAGAAGAUGAGGGUGCUGUAUGAUAAAAAAUGUGAGGAACUAAAAGUCCUUUAUGAGAGAGGUGCUGAGGCUCAUAAACUUGAGGCAAUUGAAACUUAUACCAGGAAGCUAUCGACAAAAAUAAGUGUUGCCAUUCAGGUUGUCAACACUAUCUCAAAGAAGAUCAAUAAGCUGAGAGAUGAAGAAUUGUGGCCGCAAACAAAUGAGCUGAUUCAAGGGUUGAUGCAAAUGUGGCAUGCCAUGUCAGAAUGCCAUAAAAUCCAGUGCCACGCCUUGUCCCAAGCUAAAAGCAUCGACUCUACCGUCGCAGCUGCAAGAUUCAGUGAAGCUCAUAUCGACCUAAUCAAGCACCUGGAGCUUGAGUUGCUGGAUCUGGUUGCCAGUUUCGCCGCAUGGGUUAACGCGCAAACGAGCUACAUUGGCACUAUAAACGACUGGCUGAAGAAGGGGAUUGACUAUGUGCCUGAAGUGACCGAUGACGGCACUCCCCCGUUCUCUCCGGGGCGCCUGGGAGCACCCCCCAUCUUCAUCAUCUGUAAUAACUGGGCGACCGGAAUCGCGAGGAUACCGGAGACGGGGGUGGUAGACGCCAUGCAGGCUUUUGCCUCCCAGGUUCUGCACCUGUGGGAGAAGCAGAGGUUAGAGUGGAGGCAGGGCAUGAUGGCCAACAGAGAAAUGGACAGGGAGCUUAGAGUGAUGGAGAGGGAUCAAGUGUCGAUGCGCAAGGCCCUCGAAGCACAGAAUAAGAAGCUCGUGCUUGUUUCGAAUCAGGGCGGCGUGUCCUUAUCUGCGCAGGCUGUGCAGGAUGGUGAUCCGCCCUCUGAAGUGGGUCUGCAAUCAUGCAUGAACAAGUUUUUCGAAGCGAUGGAGAGCUUCGCCGCCGCCUGCGCAAAUGCGUACAAGGAUCUCCAUCUUCGUUGCGAAGAAGAGAGAACUCGACCUGCCCAGGAGACCGACAGAGUUUCCUAGUGGCAUUUUCAGACAUUGCUUGUACAGUGAGAAGCAACCGACCCUGUGGUUUGGAUGAGCAGCAAAGGUGCACAUAGCAGCAGUAUCACAGAUUCAAAUUGCACUGUCUUUCUCCCUCUGUUGGGUUUCGGGAUCGUCACUGGGAUUUAAGCAGCCGAUGUGAAAGCUUGUCCUAAGAUGACCUCUGAUGAUCAGAUUGCCACUGCUCUUAUCAAACCAAUCUCUCAAGAUUUGAUGAUCUUCUGCUCCUCCUCUUCGUCAAUCGUCAUACCGAUGCCGACCGGAGGAAGAUGGUUCUUUAGACAAGUGAAUGGUCACCGGUGUUAUCGCCGGAAAGAAGAAAGCAUCAGAGACAAGGAGAGACACAAGGCGCUGAUCGGUAUCGGAAUAGAGAUCUUUUAUCAUUCAUGAAAACCCUACAAUUGUCAGUGUAGGAAGUAUGAACUCGGUCUUCUCUAGCCAAUGCAUGAUCCUGAUACAUGUUUGCUUGUUCAUUGUGGGGCUCUGCUACAGCUUUGUGCCCAAGUUAUCCGGGGAUUGACCUUUUUAGCGUAGACAAAGGUCCUGGCACCGCUUGCAGACUCUGAUUUUUCAACCACUGUCGAAAUUCACAUUUUAUUUAUUCCUAUAUAUACAUAUGAUUCAGUUGUAAUCAUGACUUUUGUACAGCUAUGGUAUAACUUGAGCCUUUGUGUAACAUCUUUUCUACUUUUAA